Messenger RNA from Danaus plexippus (monarch butterfly), 570 nucleotides. Its product is annotated as allergen Tha p 1-like. Lineage: Eukaryota; Metazoa; Arthropoda; Insecta; Lepidoptera; Nymphalidae. The record is from RefSeq and is a predicted model, not a curated record. The transcript has 3 exons. Bases 45 to 428 code for a protein of 127 amino acids.
GUCAACUCUGAACGUGAACGUCCACUUUUGAAAUAAAAAAAAGAAUGAAGAGCGUCGGAGUUUUCUGUUUAUUGUCGGCGGUAGUUUUGGUAACAUCACGCCCCGAAACAUACACAGAUCGUUUUGAUAAUAUCAACUUACAAGAAAUAAUCGACAAUCAUCGGUUACUCAAGGCUUAUAUUAAUUGCAUACUGGAUGUAGGAAAAUGCACGAACGAGGGCCGUGAACUUAAAAUGCACAUCAAGGACGCAAUUGAGAACCGAUGUGACAAGUGUACUGAAGUCCAGCGCAAUGGAACAAGGAUUGUGAUCCGUCACCUCAUUAACCAUGAACCAUCUUCCUGGGAUGAACUGGUUCAGAAGUACGACCCUGAGAGGAAAUACGUUGUUAAAUACGAAGCAGAACUCAAAGACGUUCUUAAGGAUUAGAACAAAAUUAAUAAUUUAAUUGUUUUAAGUUUAAUAGUGUGAUAAAUUUAAAAAACUUAAUUAAACUGACAUCAGUAUUUCAACAUGCACAACAUAUGUUUAAGUGUAGUAAAUUAAUUAUUAAUAAAGAUAUGAUAAAUCG